UAAAACUCAAAAAUAUUGAUGUUGUUAGUCAGCAGUUUUUAGCUAACGGUCCAAUGAUCGUAGUUUGUACCACUGCCGGUUUGGGCAUAUUUCUAGAUUUGAAGUAGAGUAACGUGGUAGCCAGGGACGUCGCUAUGCCUAUUUUAGUGGUCUUGCUAGCUAAACACUUCAGAGAAGACUAAGAUCCGUCAUUUGUAAUACAAAUAAAAAGCAAUUCUAAUUUAAUUCGACCAAAAUAGUAAGGUGGCCAAUAAUUGGGGACGGUGGUUUGAAGUUGAGGUAUUGCAACGUAUUCUGUUCACGUGAAGGGAGAUCCGGUUAUUAAAUGUUUAUUAUUUUAAUUAUGAUCAGUUUUGUUAAAAAACCUUCUUUUGAUAGAUUUUUACACCCUUUGUUAAAAUACCUUCCAAACGAGGCUUAGACCCCCCAAAACGAGGCUUAGCCCCUACAUCCAUGAAUUUCUAGUGAUGUCCCUGGUUAUAGCCAAUGGCCCUUGCUUGCAAACCACAGUAGUGUAUUGCAGUUCUAUCAACUGUAAAUUACUAAUUCGUUGUCAGGAUGGAGAGAGAAAGAGGAUUCAACUUCAAGCUGCUGGUGCCACCAAGAGUAAUCCCUCUCAAAGGACAAGUUUCUACCGUCAAACCACAGGAAAUUGGGGAAUAUAGAGAAUGUUCCACACACACUUUGCAUCAGCAGCAGGUGAAAAUUCUGUCCUAAUAGCUCCUCCCUCAAAAGAUGUAUUCCUGACAAAAGUUGUGGCGCAAAUGGAAAAUGAGGAAACCAAUUGCCAAAACAGUCAGCUAUAUUCAAAACUUUUUGAGGAAGUUCAGAAAGUAAAAUGUUGGAAAGUAAAAGUGGAAUCAGAGGCUGUGCAGAAAGACCGGAAGCUGCAAGAAAAUAAAAGAACAAUUGAAACUCAACGUAAAGCCAUUCAGGAAUUGCAGUUCGGAAAUGAAAGCCUCAGCAUAAAGUUAGAGGAUCAGAUCAGCGAGAAUGAAGAUCUGCGGAACAAGAAUAAUGCAACAAGGAACUUGUGUAAUGUACUGAAGGAUGCGUUUGACAGAUCAGAAGAGAAAAUCCAUUUAUUUGAAUCUGAAAGAGAGGAAACCCAUCACUUGUUCAUGGACAACAGUGAAAGCAUUCAGAGGAUGAUUGCUUCCUUUGAGAGUCUUCGUAUUCAAACAGAAGCGGAUCGCCAUGAAAUGCUGAAAGUCAAAGAGGGUCUGCAAGAAUUUGAGGAUCUAAAGGAGAAGUUUGAGAAGGAAUUCAGCAUGAACAAGAAGAGAAGAACACAACUUGUUUAUUUGACAGAGCAACAUCAGGAAGCCCUACAAAAUUCUAAGCAAGAACAAGAAUCCCUGUUAGAAAGUCUCCAAAGAGCAGAACAACUCAAUAAAGAACGUGAGGAAAGUAGAAAAGCUAUUUUGACAGCAUUAGAGCUCAACAAAAAGGAUAAUGCAAAGGUCGUUGUCGAGAAAGACACCCUCUUGGAAGAGCUCAGCAAAUUAAAAGAACAACAAGCUGACACAUUUUUAGAAAUUCAGGCCACCUCCCAGGAAUUUCAAACAUUAUUAACAGUUGAGAAACAAAGGGCAAAAGAAAUUGAACUGCAGCUUACCUUAGUUACCGAGGAACUUAAAAAGGAAAAAAAGGAAUUUGGAGAGAUGGAAAAAAAGAAAGAUAGCCAGUUACAAAUCCUUGAAGAUGAACUGGAUGUUAAAACUAAAGUCAUAGAGUCCCAAGUGGAACAGAUUAAAGUUGUUGAGAUCAAAACAUCAGAACUCACCACAGAGCUUGAAGAGAAAUAUGCAGAAAUUAACAAGUUAAAGAGUAAAAUACAAGACAUCGAGGGCCAGUUAUCAGCCGCAAUGAGAAGAAACGAAACAUCCAUGAAGAAUAUAGAGAAACUAAAAGCAGACAUUGUACAAUAUGAGGUGAAGUAUGAAGAGCUAUCAGUGAGUUUCAGUCAGCUGCAACUUGAGAAGAACAAUAUUCUGGAGCAGAUUCAGAAUGAAUCCUCAGAGGCAACCAUUCUUGCAGCACAAGUAAAGCAGAGUGAAGCAAAAGAAAUGAAGUUAAAGAAGCAAAUUAAUACAAUUGAGGAAGAAAAAGACCUACUAAGGGAGGAAUUGAAAUCUGUAAAUGCCCGAAUUGAAGAGCAAGGUCAAGACACUGACAAUCUGCAGAAAAAGCUUACUGAAAGGUGUGAAAAUCUCCAGACUGAGAUCUCACAAAAAGAGAAACAGAUGAAAGCAGUGGAGAAAAAGCUCUUUGACCUGAAUAUAAAAUUAGAGAGUAAAACUAAAGUCCAAGAGGAAUACCAAAAAGAGAACAAAACUUUGAAGAAACAAAUCGCAAUUGGGACAGCAAAAUCCAAUGAACUUGAAAAUGAGAUAAACAAAUUGAAGGAGGAGUCAGAAGAUCUUAAACAAUCAAAUGAAGAGGAACGUAAAAGAUUGCUUGAUGACCUUGAAAUGAAAUCAACAUCUGAGGCAGAACUUCACAGAAAGUUACAAAAACUACAGCACACAGCUACAGAGGCCCUCGAUAGUAAAGAAGAUGCUGAAAUCAAAUGUCAGAACAAGAUAGCAGACAUGGUUGCCUUGAUGGAAAAGCACAAGAAACAGUAUGACAGAAUGGUUGAAGAGAAAGAUGCAGAGCUUAAUGAGAAGAAGAGGAACAAUAUGGAAGCAACAGCUAAUAGAACAUCAAUGGAACUCGAGCUGUCACAGAAAAAGAUUGAGAAUGACCAUUUGAGGGAACAACUAGAGAAAGAAAUAAUGGAGAGGGAAAGCUUACUUAAAGAGAUUAAAGACCUCAAGAAAGAGAUCAAAUCUCAGAAAUGUUGCAUGCAGCUGGAGACACAGGACAAACAGCUGCCUGAGCCAAUGUCCAAAGAAGUGAGAUGUUCUGAAACUCCCAAAGUGUCCUCCAUCAUGAGGCAUGUGUCUCGGGUUGCUAAGGAUAUGCAGAGAAAACAGAGAACUCCGAAAGUAUCUGAAACCCCAUUCCAAAGCUCAGACAAAAAAGUUGCUGUGACUCCCAAUAUAAAUGAAAUUGAAAAAGAAGCCCCAAUUACUCCAUCUUGGAGCUCUAUAACCAGAGUUGGAGCAACUCCACAAAAGGAAACCAAAAGCAAGACCCUCAAAACUCCAUCUUGGCAUUCCACCAGUGCAGUUGGCUCAACACCACGGAUUAAGUCUUACAGAAUCAGAACUCCUCCAUCCCUGGAGAAGUCUAUGCCCUGGGGCAAGAGCACCCUAGAGCUUGACCCCAAGUCUGACAGCUCCGAACAUAAUGAUUUAUUGCAGAGCUUUGCGGUGGUAAAUGAGCCUUCCAAGAGCAGCCUGCAGUCAAGUGUCCCAGCUGCACAGCAUCAUAAAGGGGAUCUAUUCAGGAAGAUCCAGAGCCCUGCCAUUCAUAAAUCACCUGGGAGUGCUUUAAAGCUUGCUGCUAUGAAAAGGAUGCGUGAUGCUGGUUGGACAGCUGUCACUGGUGCCAAUAAGAAGAAGAAAAAAGCUGUAGAAAAGAUCUUUGCAUAAGUAGCAAGUCCCAUAUUUUCCAGGGUAGGCAAUUUAAUGUGUGUGUUGUAAAUGUAGAGAUUUCAUAAGUUAUUUAUAUAAUACUAAGUAUAUAAUACUAUAUAAUACUUCUAUAAUACAAACAUUUCAUUUAUACCUAUAGUUUUUUCAUUCGGUGAAAAUGUAUUGAAAUAGAAAUGUUAAAGGCAGUUUGAACUAUUUAAAAUGAACCAAGCAUGCUAUCUUGUUUAGGCGUCAACAUUACUCACUUUGAUUAUAAUAUUCAUGGCAACAUCUGUCAAAUUCUUUUUUUCUUUUUACAAAACUUGAAUAAUAUAAUCUGUUUAUGAAAUUAAUGUUCCUUGAUUUAAAAAUAUGUUUCAUUGUUAUUUAUUAUAUUCAUUAGCACUUAUAUGACUAAAUAAAAAAAAAUGCUAAUAGACAACAUUGUAAUGUAUUUGCCUGUACUAAGAUGAUUAUUCUUUGCACAAGUCAUCAAAGUUCUAUAAUAAGCAGAACAUUUUACAAAGAAAUAUGUAAAGAAAUUUACAUUGCAAUUGAUUUGGUGAAGU
This is a messenger RNA of Esox lucius (northern pike), 4093 nucleotides long. RefSeq names its product synaptonemal complex protein 1 (gene sycp1). The transcript is spliced from 31 exons. Gene Ontology annotation, biological process: lateral element assembly; chiasma assembly; meiotic DNA repair synthesis. The record is from RefSeq and is a predicted model, not a curated record. Gene Ontology annotation, cellular component: male germ cell nucleus; transverse filament; central element. Bases 669 to 3542 code for a protein of 957 amino acids. NCBI's taxonomy places the organism in Eukaryota, Metazoa, Chordata, Actinopteri, Esociformes, Esocidae. Gene Ontology annotation, molecular function: double-stranded DNA binding.